UAACUACCUCUCCCCAUCUCCCUCUUCUCAAACGGAUAAUCCUUCAUGGCCUCUACUUCUCUUCUUUCACCGGCCGCCAUAGCCACCGCGGCGGGCGCCACUUCUAUCACCCACCAUUCCCUCCAUCCCUCCUCCAAACUUCCUGUCCGUAACCUCCUCUUCAAAUCCAUUUCUGGAAACAACAGACCGUCCUCCAGGCUCCACGUGUCCUCCCCAACUGACCAACCCGCCGCAACCACCACUCCCGCCCAACCCUCCUCCAAAAGCCCCAAAGAAGAAACCAUCUUCUUCGACGGCGGAGCCCACUACGGGGACCUCUUAGCCAAUCUGCUUCUGGGUUUCACUCUUCUAUGGCUGCCGUUGACUCUAGCCGCCGUUUCGAGGGCGUUUUUCCUGAGGUACAGGUUCACCAACCUGCGGGUGACGGUUAUUUCGGGACUGACGGGUCAGGAUAGGAGCGAUUUCUCUUACAAGGUGAUUAAGGACGUGCAGGUGGUGCCGCGUUUCAUAGGUGAGUGGGGUGACGUUAUCAUAACCUUGAAAGAUGGAACUAAGGUUGAUCUUAGGAGCGUCCCUAGGUUUAGAGAGAUUGCAAAGUACUGUCUCGCCAUGGCCGAGAAACCUGUUGUUUUGAAAGAAACUGGAACUAAAGGGUUUUAGGUUAAAGCUGGAAAGGUAUGUAAAUUCUGGGUUUUGCUUUGAUAAAUUUUUUUUAUACAACGUUGGUGUCACAUUGUUAUAGUUUAAUUGAGAAGAUAAUGUAUCUCUUAAAAUUUUCAUUUGAUCAA
Molecule: messenger RNA, 788 nt
Organism: Gossypium raimondii (Peruvian cotton)
Lineage: Eukaryota; Viridiplantae; Streptophyta; Magnoliopsida; Malvales; Malvaceae
Exons: 1
Coding region: 46-660 (204 amino acids)
Source: RefSeq, a predicted model, not a curated record